AUGUCCUUGAAUGAUUCAGUGCAUGUUGGUGUUAUUUCAUUAUUGGCAUCUCCGCUUCUCCGGCGCAUCGCGUGGACAUCUCUGUCGCCUCGAUUGGCCUUCCUGGCGGGAGAGAUUGCCUCCUCCACAUCUCGUCCCUCGCAGGAGGACAACAAGCCCGCUCGUUUCGACUCCUAUCCACGCCUGUCGACCUGCAGAUUUGCAUUGGCGGGCGCUGCUGUCGAUUACAGCUCUGGAGCGUGGAGCAGGAGCAGGAAGCGUCCAUCCUUAAUCCACUUCCGCUGGCUUUGUGGGAGAGAUAUGUUAAGUGAAUCAAUGGCCGAGAACAUGUCAUGGGACAGACGGAGAAAGGGGGAGAGUCCACUUCCUUUCCCCGGAUCUGAGCAGCGGAGGGCACGCCUCAACGCCUCGAAAACUAUAUGGACGGUGUCAGCACAGGUUUUUGGUAAUGGAGAUGAUCACCGCCUGGUGGAGGUGCGGAGAUUGAAAGGUGUCCAUCUAUUGCGUCUGUUGAUGUCUCUUUUGCCUUCCUGCUCAUCCUCCCACGGUUCCCUUCGAUCAUCGUCUGUCCCGUCCGUCUGGGUGAGAGAUACGUGUGUACGGAGUAUGUAUGUAUGUAUAUAUGUAUGUAUGUACAUAACUCCGCCGGUAGGUUCUGAUGGCCUGAAGCUUACUCUAUGUUGUCUCCCCCUGAAAGCAAAGUCGCCUCCUGGUGGUGUGGAAUGUGGAACCGAUGCUCUCUCGCUGCUGCGAGUGCGGAUAUACCCACUGCAACCUGCACUGCCUGAGGGGGAGGCGCCGUCUCUGGCGUCACCAUCGUUGCCAUCGAACGGCAUACCCCGAGGGCCCCGUAUGUAUUGCACUGAUAGCCAUCUCGCCCGCAAAGACAAGACGCUGCAGGGCAGGCCAAGGGGACCACGAUCGCAGCAUGAGCAUCGCAUGUCCAUGACUCGCCUGUUCUCUGAACCAGGGAAGCGAUACGAGCCACUAUCGAAACGCUAA
Molecule: messenger RNA, 1002 nt
Organism: Nannizzia gypsea CBS 118893
Lineage: Eukaryota; Fungi; Ascomycota; Eurotiomycetes; Onygenales; Arthrodermataceae
Exons: 8
Coding region: 1-1002 (333 amino acids)
Source: RefSeq, a predicted model, not a curated record